Molecule: messenger RNA, 435 nt
Organism: Suillus clintonianus
Lineage: Eukaryota; Fungi; Basidiomycota; Agaricomycetes; Boletales; Suillaceae
Exons: 2
Coding region: 1-435 (144 amino acids)
Source: RefSeq, a predicted model, not a curated record
AUGCCGGACUUGACUUGUCUGGGCUGUGGUAAGCCCUUUCCUACCCAGAAACAACUCUCUGCGCACUCCUCGCGAUGCUCAAAAAACAACGCCCUCAGCCUCACGAGUUCCGCUUUUGACAAGAAACGCCGCAAGUCAAACAAGGCUGGCAAGAGGUCCAAGCGGACACGCAUUGAGCGGGAGGAAUUAGUUGAACAAGGUUUAGAAGCGGGCCUCGAUUAUGAAGCCCAGAUGGAAUCUGCUGAUGGUACCAUGUUUGAGCAGCACGAAAAUGAUGCAGGACCAUCGAACAUCCCGCGCUCACCCUCACCACCUCCCCCAGUCACUUCCAAGCGCUCUGGACGCACAGUACGCAUGCCCAGUCGCUUUGUCGACUAUCUUCCUGGAUCAGCAACACACCUCGCACACAUGCCUCCCACUAACCGGCAGCAAUGA